AUGUCCAAGAUUGGCGAAGGGACAUAUGGCGUCGUGUUUAAGGGACGCCAAAAGCUCACCAACAAAAUUGUCGCGCUAAAGAAGAUACGGCUGGCGUUUUCAGAGGGCAUUCCGGUAACGGCUAUGCGUGAAAUAGCUAUUCUGAAAGAAAUGAAUCACAGCAACGUCAUAGGUCUUACGGAUCUCGUUCAGAAGGACACCUCAGUGUAUAUCGUCUCAGAUUAUCUGGAUAUGGAUUUACGACGAUACAUGAAUGAAGUCGGUCGGAAAGGCAUGACACCAGAUCAUAUUAAAAGUUACAUGCAUCAGCUAUUAAUGGGGCUACAAUACUGUCACUCUCAUCGAAUCCUACAUCGAGAUUUGAAGCCACAAAACCUCUUGAUCAACCGAGAAGGGAAACUUAUUAUUGCUGAUUUGGGUCUUUCACGAGUAUUUGGCGUUCCAAUGAGGACAUACACACAUCAGGUUAUUACACUAUGGUAUCGCCCACCAGAAAUUCUUCUUGGCUCUCGCUAUUAUUCCACAGCUGUCGAUAUGUGGAGUGUGGGAUGUAUAUUCGCAGAAAUGAUGACCUUACGGCCAAUAUUUCCAGGCGAUUCCCAAAUAGACGAGCUAUUCCGCAUAUUUCAAUUACUGGGUACACCGAGCGAAGACUUAUGGGCUGGCGUAACUACAUUACCCGAUUUCAAUAUAACUUUUCCAUGUUGGAAGCGCAAAAACUUACGGGAAGAGUUCGAAAGACACCGUGCUUUUCAACUCUUGGAAUAUGAUCCUUACCUUAGAUUGUCUGCAAAAAGGGCUGCAGAGCAUCCCUAUUUUUAUACAGACAUAACCAAAGUAUUUUUAACCAUCUCCACCCGUUUAUGA
Messenger RNA from Zychaea mexicana, 867 nucleotides. Its product is annotated as phospho-Cdk2 in complex with cyclin B. Lineage: Eukaryota; Fungi; Mucoromycota; Mucoromycetes; Mucorales; Lichtheimiaceae. Gene Ontology annotation, cellular component: cyclin-dependent protein kinase holoenzyme complex; nucleus; cytoplasm. Bases 1 to 867 code for a protein of 288 amino acids. Gene Ontology annotation, biological process: regulation of G2/M transition of mitotic cell cycle; G1/S transition of mitotic cell cycle; regulation of gene expression. The transcript is spliced from 10 exons. The record is from RefSeq and is a predicted model, not a curated record. Gene Ontology annotation, molecular function: cyclin-dependent protein serine/threonine kinase activity; ATP binding; cyclin binding.